Messenger RNA from Mizuhopecten yessoensis (Yesso scallop), 800 nucleotides. RefSeq lists its product as uncharacterized. The transcript has 2 exons. The record is from RefSeq and is a predicted model, not a curated record. NCBI's taxonomy places the organism in Eukaryota, Metazoa, Mollusca, Bivalvia, Pectinida, Pectinidae. Bases 20 to 559 code for a protein of 179 amino acids.
UGAACUUUACUCUUCCAUAAUGGGCGAGUUUCACAUUACACACAAAUACAUCCUCAACAACGAUGUGCGGUACAUGUAUAGCGGCUACCCCAUCGCCAUGAAGUACCGCGGCAGUGGCGACUAUCCCAACUUUGACAUGUUGAGGAUCAGCAGGGAAAACUCGGAUCUAAAGAAAAACAUUUUGAAAUCUUCUGACUUUAAGACGGAUUGUAGAUACCUGGUCCCGAAGGCGCCUGCUCUGAGGAACUACUCUCGGCAUGCCGUUAACGGUGUGGUAACGAGACUGAUGAAGCCGACCAUCGCUCGGGUCGGAGUGUCGGACGAAAAUAUCGAUUUGCUACGAUGUAAGGUGGAUGUGGUUGAGGAAGACAAGUCGGACAAGUACCUUAGUUACCGUAGACUCCCUAAAACACAAGUUGACAAUAUUGUGGACAGACUAUUCGGCCGCAACACUCAGAUGAGUGCCAUGAAAAGGCGGGAAAAGUUUGACCUAACGCGGGACGGAAAAAUGACGCUGUUCCGUGAGGCAAGCAUCCCCCUCCCAAUGGUUCAGGCGUGAUUGUAUCGACUAUGACAGGUGUCUUGCUGGCAGUCUCGCCAUCCAUUCGUCAAUUACGUCACACUGGUCUCCGACAAGAAGACUAGACUACCAUACAACCUCCGGAGUAGUAGUUCGGAUUAUGUACACUCCUAUACAAGUCGGGCUUCCGAAAUAUUUUCUUACAUACAUAAUGGAUGAAAGUGACAACUCCUUUCUAAAGAGAGCCAACAAAGGACUAAGAAAAGUGAAAAACUUCAAA